UUUCAUUUCAGUUCAAAGACUUGUGUGAGAAAGUGUCAUCAUGAUCCGCGAAUGUGCGCAAAUUUAUCUAGUUUUCUUUGCUUUUUCGAGUUGUCUGAUAAACGCGAAACUAGUGCAUAACAAAGCACAACAAUUUGAACCCAAUUGGGAAAGUUUAGAUAGCCGAACUUUGCCUUCCUGGUACGAUGAGGCUAAAUUUGGCAUUUUUAUUCAUUGGGGAGUUUUCAGUGUUCCCAGCAUCGGCUCUGAAUGGUUUUGGAAAAGCUGGAAAGACGGAAAUCCAGUACUUAAAGAAUUUAUGAGGCAGAAUUAUCCGCCUAAUUUCACAUAUCAAGAUUUUGCACAAGAUUUUACUGCCGAAUUUUUUAACGCUAAAAAGUGGAGUGAAAUUUUCGAAGCUUCAGGGGCUAAAUAUGUAGUUUUAACUAGCAAACACCACGAAGGAUACACUAUGUGGCCCUCAAAAUAUUCCUUCAGCUGGAAUUCUGUUGAUGUCGGACCACAUCGAGAUAUCAUAGGUGAAUUAUCAAGGGCGAUAAGAACCAAAACGAAUUUGAGAUUUGGACUCUACCACUCUCUUUACGAAUGGUUUAAUCCACUUUAUUUGGAAGACAAAAACAAUAAUUAUACGACCGACAAAUUUGUUACGAAUAAGGUCAUUCCGGAAUUAAAUGAACUCGUUGAACUUUAUAAGCCAGAAAUAAUUUGGUCGGACGGAGAAUGGGAAGCUCCAGACACUUACUGGAAAUCGAAAGAAUUUUUAAGUUGGCUUUUUAACAGCAGUCCUGUUAAGGAAACUGUUGUUGUAAAUGAUCGAUGGGGUUCUAAGGCUUUGUGUCGUCAUGGCGAUUUUUAUACGUGUCAAGAUCGUUAUAAUCCUGGAAAACUUCAGGCUCACAAAUGGGAAAAUGCUAUGACAAUUGACAAAGUGUCUUGGGGAUUUCGAAGAAAUGCUAACUUGAAUGAUUACUUCUCCCUGAAAGAUUUGGUUAAAGAAUUAGUAAUUACUGUAAGUUGCAAUGGAAACUUAUUGAUGAAUGUCGGACCAACGAAGGACGGAAUAAUAACUCCAAUUUAUGAAGAAAGACUUCGUGAAAUGGGAGCCUGGUUAGCCAAGAACGGAGAAGCAAUUUACAAAACAAAACCCUGGAUUUUUCAAAACGAUACUUUAUCUGGAGAUGUUUGGUAUACUCAAAGCAAAGAUGGCCAAAAAUUAUAUGCUAUUCUUCUUUCAUGGCCGAAAAAUAAUGCUAUUGAAUUGGGAUCUGUUAAUCUACCCGAUACGUCGAAAAUAAAUCUUAUCGGCUAUCCACACGCACUUGAUUGGGAGCAGCACUCAUCCGAACUAUGGAUUAAUUUGCCCGCCACCGCCCAGAAAUCAGAACCAGCCUGGGUACUAGUAUUAAACCUGUAAUAUUAAAAAUGUAAAACUUCCUCGUUCUAUUUGAAACUAGAGGCAUUUAGCAGCCUCCAUCAGGAAUUGAAUUUGUUUAAACAAAUAUUAAUCGUUUGCACAAUUUAAAAUUAGUUGAAGAAUACUUGUAAGCUUAUCACUUAUCAAAUAAAAAUACUUCAUGUUGAAAAAA
Molecule: messenger RNA, 1586 nt
Organism: Belonocnema kinseyi
Lineage: Eukaryota; Metazoa; Arthropoda; Insecta; Hymenoptera; Cynipidae
Product: alpha-L-fucosidase-like
Exons: 6
Coding region: 41-1414 (457 amino acids)
Biological process (GO): fucose metabolic process; glycoside catabolic process
Cellular component (GO): lysosome
Molecular function (GO): alpha-L-fucosidase activity
Source: RefSeq, a predicted model, not a curated record